Messenger RNA from Capronia coronata CBS 617.96, 591 nucleotides. RefSeq lists its product as uncharacterized. Gene Ontology annotation, cellular component: cytoplasm. Gene Ontology annotation, molecular function: thioredoxin peroxidase activity. Lineage: Eukaryota; Fungi; Ascomycota; Eurotiomycetes; Chaetothyriales; Herpotrichiellaceae. Gene Ontology annotation, biological process: cell redox homeostasis; cellular response to oxidative stress. The transcript is spliced from 2 exons. Bases 1 to 591 code for a protein of 196 amino acids. The record is from RefSeq and is a predicted model, not a curated record.
AUGGCCGAGCUGAUUGAUGUCGACCUGACUGUAGAUACAACGUUCCCGUCCGACUUGCCGGUUCCCCAGGAUGACGGACUGUACGACCACUUGACCGGUUUCACGAUCCCGCACGAUAUUAGCCUCGUUAUUGCACAGAGGACGACUGAAAGUAUCAGCCUUGCCGACCUCAAGGGGCUGACUGUGCUCUUUUGUUACCCAAGAACAGCUGCGCCGAACGAGACUGUUCCGGAUUUCUGGAACUCAAUUCCCGGCGCCAGAGGAUGUACGCCUCAGGCCUGCUCGUUUCGAGAUAACCUGCCGCAACUGCGCGCACUGGGCGUGGACCAGAUCUAUGGCAUCUCGACACAGUCUCCAGCGUACCAGGCUGAGGUGCACGACCGGCUGCAUCUGCCGUAUGACUUGCUUAGUGAUGAGAAGUUGGAAUUCCAGCAAGGUCUGAAUCUGCCGACGUUAGAUUGGCAUGGACAGAAACUUCUCAGGCGGUCGAUGAUUGCCAUCCAGGACGGCAAGGUGGCUAAGUGGUGGUACCCUGUCUUCCCACCAGAUCGUGGCGUGGAUGAUCUCAUUGCCUGGUUGAAGGAGAGGUGA